This is a messenger RNA of Juglans microcarpa x Juglans regia, 1428 nucleotides long. RefSeq names its product protein FAR1-RELATED SEQUENCE 5-like. Gene Ontology annotation, biological process: regulation of DNA-templated transcription. The record is from RefSeq and is a predicted model, not a curated record. Gene Ontology annotation, molecular function: zinc ion binding. Lineage: Eukaryota; Viridiplantae; Streptophyta; Magnoliopsida; Fagales; Juglandaceae. Bases 1 to 1428 code for a protein of 475 amino acids. The transcript has 2 exons.
AUGUUAGAGCCAACGUCAGGCUGUAAUGAUGAUGAGGAGGUUUCAGAGCCAACAACUAUGAUGGUUUUUAAAACUAAGGCGGAACUCAUUGAGUACUAUAAGAAAUAUGGGAAACAGGCUGGGUUUGGAAUAAUGACCCAACGAAGUAGAAUGAAUCAAAAUGGGAGUGUUAAAUACAUAACACUUGGUUGUGCGCGUGGUGGGAAGGCAAGGAAUCGUAGUAUUAAUCUCGUUAAACCAUGUCUAACAACCAAGACUGAAUGUAAGGCGAGAAUUAAUGCAAUCUUGGUUGGUGAGUUGUUGCGCAUAAAUACUGUGGAAAAUGCACACAACCAUGACUUAAGUCCAAGAAAGGCAAGAUCUUUUAGAUGUAAUCGAGCUAUUGAUGAUUCUGUCAAGAGGCAACUAGACAUUAACAACAAGGCAGGCAUAGGUAUGGCAAAAAGUUUUGGCGCAUUGGUUGUUAAGGCUGGUGGAUUCGAUAAACUACCAUCUAUUGAGAAAGAUGCAAGAAAUUAUAUUGACAAUGCCUGUUACCUUAGACUUGGCAAAGGAGGUUUGAUAUCAAGUGAAAAUACUGAAACAUUUGUCUGCUUAUUUGAAACUUGGUUGAAAUGCAUGGAUGGGAGAGCACCAAAAGCUAUCAUCACUGAUCAAGACAGGGCCAUGAAAAAUGCUAUUGAAAUAGUUUUUCCAAACACCCGGUACAGAUAUUGUUUGUGGCAUAUUAUGCGAAAACUAUCCGAGAAGUUGGGUUCACAUUCCCAAUACAACUGUGGUUUGAAGACUGCCCUGCACAAAUGUGUUUAUGAUUGUCAGACUCUCGACGAGUUAGAGGCUUCUUGGGAGGUGGUUCUUAAUAGUUACAACUUGCACGACCAUGUAUGGCUUCAAAGUCUGUAUAGUGAGCGAAUGUAUUGGAUUCCUGUAUAUCUAAAAGAUACAUUUUGGACUGGGAUGAACACAACUCAAAGGAGUGAAAGCAUGAAUGCAUUCUUUGAUAGAUUUUUGCAUUCGGGGACAACGUUGAAAGAGUUUGUUGAUCAGUUUGACAAUGCACUGAGGAAGAAAGUAGAGAAUGAGAUAGCAACAAACUUUCAUUCAUGGAACUGCACAAUCCCGUGUAUAACCCAUUUAGCUGUGGAGAAGCAAAUUCAAGAAUUGUAUACUAACUCUAAGUUUAAGGAAGUACAGUCCCAAAUCCUAAGGAUUAUCUAUUCACAUUGUAUUCUCAUCAAGACAGAAGGGGCAAUUUCGACAUGUCAAGUUAAUGACCAACUGCAAGUCAAGGACUUUAUUAAGCGGGUUACAUAUCAAGUAUACUUCAAUAAGGAUGAAUGUGGGGCGAAGUGCAUGUGUGACCUAUUUGAGAUGAGAGGCAUUUUAUGUAGGCAUAUUCUUGCAAUUUUCUCAGUGUGGGAUGUCUGA